Dentiscutata erythropus is the source of this 663-nucleotide messenger RNA. The record is from the annotation of a GenBank genome assembly. Lineage: Eukaryota; Fungi; Glomeromycota; Glomeromycetes; Diversisporales; Gigasporaceae.
AUGACACGAACAAAAAAACCCAAAAGACACCGUUUAACAGAAUUUAUUGAAGUUUUGAAAGAAAAGUCUAAUGAAUAUAAUCGUUUUGCAAUUUGUAUUGCAUGUAAAGAAGCUGAAGGCCACGAAUAUGCAUAUUCAAAAAAAUUUGUUAACACAAAAAAGCUUGUUAAAUCACAUCUAAAAAACUGCACACAUUUCAAAAAUAAAAAAGGGGAAGAUGAGGCUACAAGAAUACUAAAUGAUACGGACAAUGAAAAGUCUAUAAGUAUUCAAAAAAAGCACAAGCAUACAUCCGGUAAUGAAUCUGAAGAUGAUUCUGACAAUGAUGAACAAGAAUUCAGCGGACCUUUAGAUUGUCAUGUAGUAUUGGCAAUUAGCCAAUUACGUGGAAUACUUACUCAAAAUCGCCGGAUUCAAGAAUUGGAUGAACUCAAAAGACUUUAUGAAUCAACCUCAACAACUGCUUUAUUAGACUAUUCUGAAGACAUGUCUGAUACUUCUUCAACUGAUGAAGAAGAUAGCUGCUUGGAAAUCGAAGAUGUUAAUGAAGAUAAUGAAGAUAUUGCAUUAUUAUGGUUAUCAGACUUAAAUAAAGACGAAUAUGAUAAUUUAUUGGACUUAGAAUCGACAAACAUAAAUGAAUUAUUAGAUAAAGAACAUCCA